Molecule: messenger RNA, 1160 nt
Organism: Saccostrea cuccullata (small rock oyster)
Lineage: Eukaryota; Metazoa; Mollusca; Bivalvia; Ostreida; Ostreidae
Product: endoplasmic reticulum-Golgi intermediate compartment protein 1-like
Exons: 9
Coding region: 79-951 (290 amino acids)
Source: RefSeq, a predicted model, not a curated record
UCCGGUUCCGUUGUAAACCUUUCACGUUGGCAUAUCCCAAGGCAGCUGUUGAUCUUAUGUUGUAGAAUUUUUAGCAAGAUGCAGUUCGACAUAAGAAGAUUUGAUGUUUACAGGAAGGUUCCUAAGGAUCUGACCCAGCCCACAUUAACUGGUGCCUGUAUCUCUAUCUGCAGUGUUCUGUUUAUUCUGUUUCUCUUUUUCUCCGAGCUCUCGCUUUUCAUCUCCCAUGAUGUAGUCAGUGAAUUGACAGUGGAGGAUCCUGUCAAACAUUCAGAGAAAAUUCCUGUCUUCAUCAACCUCACUUUACCCAAGUUAAACUGUAAAUAUCUAGGACUUGACAUACAGGAUGAUAUGGGAAGACAUGAAGUGGGUUUUCAAGACAAUACUCAAAAGUUUGAUGUCAAUGGGGGAACAGGGUGCCGCAUGGAAUCCCACUUCCUCAUCAACAAAGUGCCUGGUAACUUCCACGUCUCUACUCACUCUGCAGAACAGCAGCCGGAUAAUCCGGACAUGACUCACCUCAUCCACAAAGUCCGGUUUGGAAUGGAUCUACAGGAAGGAAAGGAUGUUUCUGGUUCCUUUAACCCAAUGGAAGGCCUGGAUAAGACCAAAGCACAAGCAAUAGCUACACAUGAUUACAUUGUGAAAAUCGUCCCAUCAGUGUAUGAAGAUUCCAGAGGAAACCUACGAUAUCCAUAUCAGUAUACAUACUCUUAUAGGGAUGUUAUUCAAUAUGGCCAUGGUGGACGGAUGAUGCCAGCAAUCUGGUUCCGCUACGAUCUCAGUCCAAUUACAGUCAGAUACAAGGAGAAGAGAAAACCUUUCUACACAUUCCUUACCACGGUUUGUGCCAUUGUUGGGGGAACAUUCACAGUGGCGGGGAUCAUUGAUUCCUGUAUAUUCACCGCCGCUGAAGUCUUUAGGAAGCUGGAGAUUGGAAAACUCAGUUGAUCUCAGAGAGUACUAGCUCGGGAUAAAAAUUAACUUCAUCUAGUCAGACAGAAACAUGGGACAAAAAUUAAAACUAACUGCGUUAGGGAGGUCUAAGUAUGAUUUAACAAGUAGGGAAUAUUUACUUUUUAAAAAUUUUAUAAUUAUUUAUGUCCAAUUUAAUAUGUAAGUUAUUGAUUUAAUGAGGAGAAUUUGAUAUCUCAAAAGUU